AUUACGAAGACAACAAAAUGGAUGCUUCACAUAGCCGUCGUCGAGGCUACAUCUCGCUUCUAGUUAUAUCUUAUUCCUAUGUGUUUGGUUUAGCUUCCAAUUUGAAUAUUUCUAAUGAUGCAAGAGGCAGCAAAAUCGAAAUUACCAAUUCUCGAUCUUCUUCCACUGACUAUGGUACGGACAUGGGCAAGCAAUAUAUUAUGUGUACAGAAUCUAAUCUCCAAGAUCCAUGGGUGCUUUCUUGUAAAACAUCUAAAGAUGUUGUUACAAGAAUCAAUUUUGCUGAUUAUGGAAAUCCUUCCGGUAAGUGUGAACACUAUAGACACGGAAAUUGUGGCGCAAAGGCUACCAUGGAUGUCGUAAAGAAGAAUUGUCUUGGAAAACACAAGUGUGUGAUUAUUGAUAAUGACGAGAUGUUUGGUGCGAGUCACUGCAAUAAAGAUAUUAAGUUUAUUGUUCAAUACACUUGUACAAAAGAAUAGGUUUCUUAUUUGCUUCUUAAUUAAUAAGGUCUUUUUUUUUUUGCUAAAAAUCAAUAAGGUCUUUAUAAAAAAUGGUUGCAUGGUUUGUUUUCUUGUAAUGAUCAAGUUCUUGUUGAUUAUUAG
Messenger RNA from Brassica oleracea var. oleracea, 605 nucleotides. RefSeq names its product beta-galactosidase 11-like. The transcript has 2 exons. Bases 18 to 482 code for a protein of 154 amino acids. Lineage: Eukaryota; Viridiplantae; Streptophyta; Magnoliopsida; Brassicales; Brassicaceae. The record is from RefSeq and is a predicted model, not a curated record. Gene Ontology annotation, molecular function: carbohydrate binding.